Branchiostoma floridae (Florida lancelet) is the source of this 1993-nucleotide messenger RNA. RefSeq lists its product as uncharacterized. NCBI's taxonomy places the organism in Eukaryota, Metazoa, Chordata, Leptocardii, Amphioxiformes, Branchiostomatidae. Gene Ontology annotation, molecular function: protein binding. The coding region runs from base 166 to 1254 and encodes 362 amino acids. The transcript is spliced from 6 exons. The record is from RefSeq and is a predicted model, not a curated record.
UAUUUUUAAAAGCAUUUUGAAGUUAAUUUAACCAAUUAAGGCAAUUCAAAUCUUUAUCCUCACUUAACUGUAACACACAUGUUGGAUGGCAAUAAACAGUAACAUAACCGCUGCCUGUUUCAGUACAUCCAUCCCGACCAGCACAAACCGUCCUACAGCCCAGUCAUGAGGCGCCCCCUAGCAGAUCCUAGUCAAGCUGCAACUGCCAUCCAAAAGACCUUCCGGGGAUACAGCACCAGGAAGGAAUGUUCCUCCUCUUCUGAGAACCACACUCCUGACCUCAUAAAACAUGACAUUGUAACUGACCUUGACAAACGACAAGUACCCGGAAAAAACAAGACCGUCAAGUUUCACAAACAAAGUUUGAAGCUGCGACCUUUGACCAGACAGAACACUCCCUCCCCCCACACACAGACGACGCCCUCACGUGACCCCGCCCAUGUGGGUGGAGGAAUAACCGACUCUGGGCCCUCCCAACCGGACACAUCCGCUCUGGACGAGUUGUUUGCCUAUGACAUGGCAGAGGGCUACAUUGAUGGAUACCUGUCAGAAAGUCUUAUUCCUAAGGCACUCACAGAUCUACUGGCUCCUGAGACGACUGCGAGACUUCACUAUGACCGCGUACUCAGGAACUUUGUGGUCAGUUUCAUCAACACCUUCCUGGACGACGAGGCCAUUCCUGAUGUCCUGAUUGGCGUUCUAAAAACCGACGCGCCCAAAGUGGGUAUGUCAGCAGCCCUCCACUUCCAGUCAGACCGCAGGUUUGCUCAGAACUAUGUAGACUCUCUCAUAGAGGAGAUGAUGGAGGAGGAGCUGGUACCAGACAUCCUCAUCGAGGUGCUGUCAGAGCACGGAAACCAAACCGCACAGGUGCCUGUGAUAUACUCCCCACGAUUACCUCAUGGCCUGACGGCAGCACAUGAAGAUCUGGCAGCUGGUGUUACUGAAGACUUCCUAAACUCACAGCUGAAACCUCAACUCAGGGAUGUCGUGCUGGAAUCCAACAGGGAACUGGUAGACAGGUACUUUGCAGAGAAGUCCUUUGAUCCCAGACUGAUCCGAGAUGUUUCAGAAGAGAUCAUGGAAGAAGUGGUACAAGAAGGCACAGAGGAGGCUAUAAAAGGUGCCAUAGCAGACAUGGUGGGAGACACGAUAUACCGCGGGGCAGCGUACGACUGGACCAUGGACCUGGCCACGGAUGUGAUUGGAGAGUUCAUGCCUGACAUAGUAAGGAUGAGUACUUGUGUAGUGUGAAGAUUUUAGCAGGUUUUUUGUUAUGGAGGUCAUUAAGUUGGUAUAUUUACUGUUAAUGCCAAUGCAAUGAUGAUAUAUUCAGCCCAUAUGCACAAGGGCAUUCAGAAAGUGGGGCAAGCCUUCCUAGGGAGGAAACGGCAUAAGUGCCUCUGUGAAAAUCAAAGCGUCUGAAAUUGUUUGAACACCGCGUGAGUGCGUCUCAGCGCGUCUGAGCCCAUCCCUUGCUGUCUACAGAACUCCUGUCACAAAGGGCGUCUUGUCGUCUGGGACGCUUUCAUUUUCACAGAGGCGUUGGCUUAAAGCCCAACUCUAAAGGAAGGCUUCAAAGAAACCAUGUCACCAGUGGGACUUCAUAUCAUAAGGUACAAUGUAUAACAAGAACAUGAAUAGGCAAUCUAAGUAAUUAAGUCUGGGCUUGAGUGCGCAUAAUAUUUCUUCAUCAAUCCACUCAGAGCUAAUGCCAGGCUCAUAAUUCCAGACCAGGACCAGGCCAGAUUGUUUUCGGGAAUGAAAAGUAAAAGUAUAUAUCAAUGGACAUACACGAUUCAUGCUCAUAUGACUAUUGUUUUGUCAUUUUUUAUGUUUGCCUUCUUUUGUAUCAUGAUUUCCAUUCCCGCAAACUGCCCGGCUGGGCAUUUUUCAAAAAAUGUGGUACUGGUGUAAGUAGACACACUUACUUCCAUCAAGUAGUCAGCUUGUGCUGUUGCCCAUUCUGUGUUCUCGUGAUGUGCCGUGGCCU